This is a messenger RNA of Erigeron canadensis, 1355 nucleotides long. RefSeq names its product ACT domain-containing protein ACR4-like. NCBI's taxonomy places the organism in Eukaryota, Viridiplantae, Streptophyta, Magnoliopsida, Asterales, Asteraceae. The transcript has 5 exons. The record is from RefSeq and is a predicted model, not a curated record. The coding region runs from base 10 to 1338 and encodes 442 amino acids.
ACAUGUAAUAUGAGCUAUUCUCGACACAUGGAAGACGAAUAUCAGAAGUUUGUUCGACGAAUGAACCCGCCUCGAGUCGUUAUUGAUAAUGAUUCUAGCCAAAAUGCCACCAUUAUUCAGGUGGACAGUGCAAAUAAACAUGGAGUACUUUUGGAAGUUGUACAAGUUUUAACUGAUUUGAAUUUUAUCAUCACAAAGGCUUAUAUUAGCUCUGAUGGAGGCUGGUUCAUGGAUGUGUUUAAUGUAACUGAUCAAGAAGGAAACAAGAUUAGAGAUGAACAAGUUUUGGACUAUGUUCGUGUGUCACUUGGGUCGGAAACUAGCUUUACGACAUCCGUGACAUCGAUCGGGUCAAACGACCACACGGUGAUAGAAUUAACAGGAAGCGACCGACCCGGAUUGUUAUCCGAACUUUGUGCAGUUUUGACACAUUUUAAGUGUAACGUGUCAAACGCCGAGUUAUGGACUCACAACGGGCGGGCUGCAUCAAUAAUGCAAGUAACGGAUGAGGAAACGGGUGGACCCAUUUGUGAUGAUGAAGAAAGACUUGAUACAAUUAAACAAAUGCUAUGCAAUGUGCUUAAAGGUAGCAAUGAAAGGCGAGAUGCGAAAACAUGUGUUGCACAUUGUGUUACUCAUACCGAAAGACGGUUGCAUCAAAUGAUGUUGACUGAUAGAGAUUAUGAAAGGGGUAAUGAUGAUGAAGGUUUAGAUGAUAAACAAAGGCCUGAUGUGAAAGUGGUUGAUUGGUAUGAUAAAGAUUGUUCAGUCGUUACUAUUCGUUGUAAAGAUCGGCCUAAACUUUUGUUUGAUACGAUUUGUACUUUGACCGAUAUGGACUAUGUCGUUUUUCAUGGCAAUGUUGAUGCUGAAGGACCUGAAGCUCUUCAUGAAUAUUGUAUCAGACAUAUUGAUGGAUCUCAUGUGAAAUCAGAUGCAGAGAGGCAAAGAGUGAUCCAGUGUCUUGAAGCAGCAAUAGAAAGAAGAGUGUCUGAGGGCUUAAAGCUAGAGCUAUGCACAACAGACAGAGUUGGGCUGCUAUCAAAUGUGACUCGUAUCUUCCGUGAGAAUAGCCUCACCGUCACAAGAGCUCAGGUGGCAACCCGUGACAACAAGGCCGUGAAUACGUUCUAUGUUCAAGAUGCUUCAGGGUACCCGGUAGACCUCAAGAUUAUCGAAUCUAUUAGGAAAGAAAUCGGGCAGACGAUACUUAAAGUGAAAGGCAACUAUGAAGAUUCAAACCAAGUUUCUCAAGAUUCUCCCACUAAGUCCCUUUUUAGAGGCCUGUUCAAGUCCAAAUCUUUUUGCAACUUUGGCCUUGUUAGAUCCCACUCUUAAGGGAGCCACUAAUACUA